GUGCGCGCCCUCAAAAUUUUGGCGCCAUUUUUGAACGUACUAUUCGUUCAUCAUUGUAAAAAAUCUAAGUUUGACGUUUUUGUUUGAGAACAUUUUUCUAACGUUUUGCUCUACACGUUUUUAUGUCAAAUCGAUUUUAAUUAAUUACGAUCUUUUUGAUAUCGUAUUUUUUAUUAUCAAUCUUCUCGAUUACUGUGAAACGUAUAAUAGCGGAUAUUCGAUGAUGAAUACAAUCGUCGAUCCGAUCGAGUGGUUUUAAAUGAAAGAAAAUCAGAUAUGUCGUCAAAGUAAAUUCCCGAAUUUUUAUUUUUAACUUUCUCAGAAAUAAUAUUAUUGUAAUUGUUAAAUUAAAAAUAUUAUCAAAGACGUAAUACCCAAAGGUAGAUUCUAACGUGGCAUCGACUGCGCCACGUGCGAAAAAUUUUGCAACGUGUCGCAACCCAGGAUAAAAUUAAUGCUGGUUCAUAGUUAUCUUGUUACACGAUAGAUAACGCCACCGUUAACUGUGAUGGAAAUCGAUUACGUUCUAUGGUAUUUUUAAAAUGUUAUUUCAUCUCUCUCUCUCUCUCUCUCUCUCUCUCUCGCUCUCGCUCUCUUUCUCUCUUAUGCUUUUCCUUAUUGUAAGACAAUGAAAAAGAUAGGCACGACGUACGAAUUAAAUCGAAAACGUGUUGUUCCUUUUAUAAAAAAUUUCUUUCUCCAGGGACGUACCCUACGAAAUUGCCGCGCUUUCAAAAGUAGCGAUUUCGAAAAUCCGCAUACUUCACUAAAGAACAUAGUUGCGAGCGAUGACAGCGGCACGUGUCAUGGCGAGUAGUAGAGCAUUGACAUAAGAAUAGACGAGUCGAGUCGUCGGAUAUAAUCAUCGAGUAAUAACGAAGAAAUUGAGCAAAUUGUAGAAAAUGAAGGAGGAAACAAUGCUUAGUUUAAAGUGGCACAGUUUUCACUCUCACUUGGCAGUUUCUCUAGAUACGUGCUAUGAGAAGCAACAGUUUGUGGAUCUUUCCUUGGUGUGUAAAGACGGAACGAUAUUAAAGUGUCAUAAGAUGGUAUUAGCAAAUUCGAGUCCUUUCUUUCGACGUUUACUCGUCGCUAACGAUCAUCCUCAUCCGAUGAUCAUACUUCACGAUAUCGAGGCAGAUGAUCUUAAAACUAUUGUCAAUUUCAUGUAUUGCGGAGAGAUAAAAGUAGUUAAAAGUGAGGUUAGGAGGUUGCUAAAGUUAGCAGAAAUCUUAGAGGUUACUGGUUUGCGACAUAUUCAAAGGUCAAUUUUAACGGGAGAACACUAUAAUACGUCUCAAGAAGUUCCUAAAAAAACAACUACCAUAAACCCUUCUAAGAUAGAAGACAGCAGGAAUUCUAAUAAAAGCGGUCCAAACUCUGACUUCAGAUCAAAGGUUCAAAAUAAAAAUGCAUCUCAGUCUACUACGUUUGUUUCUUCCUCUCAUUCGCAUAGUAGCACGCUUAAAACUUCCCAGGACACUGUUAAAAGAAACGAGGACAGUAAUAUUACUGCUUCAAAUCAACGAUUUGAAAGUAACAGAUCUAAUAUUAAUAUAAUAGAUAUUAAUGAUAUACCAAGUACAAGUAAAGGUUUACAAACGCCAUUGACUUCGAAGAGAAAAGCAUCUGAUGAUUCUGUUAUCAGCUGGCAAAAGAUUUUAUCUACUAUAUCAAAGGACAAGCAAUUACCAUUAAAAAGAUUAUGCAUCAUGGAUGAAGUGGAAAUUACUCCUGGUAAACCUUCCUCAUCCAAAUCUGAUGCUAAGAGAGACGAGCCAUUGGAUAGAAGGAAAUCGACGGAUACUGUCCAUAGUAGUACUUCUAUGAAAUGUGCAGUUUUCAUAAAAGAUGAAGUAGACGUUUCAUCAGAGUUAGAAGAAAAUGCAGAUAUGGAUCCUCUUGAAAUUGAAGAACUUGAAAGUGAAAAUACAGAGAAUGUUGUAACACCUAAACGAACGUUCCGUUUGUGGAACGUCGAUCGGACUUAUAAUACACGUAGAAUGCUAGAUUUUCCACCAAAGAAAGGUUCUAACAGUUAAUAUGCGGGCCAUCGAACUUUGUUCUGUUGAGAGUGAUGCUUCUUUAGAUAAUGCAAUCUUGUGAUUGUAAAUUUCUUUAGAAGGAUAAAUCUUGUUAAAAACUCAUCCUCGUUGUGUGAUUAUAAAUAAGGACUAACAUUUCCACUUCGUCGCUGUUUUGUUACAUUAUCUUACUCCCUUCCUAAUAAACCAAUACAUACGGUA
Vespula vulgaris is the source of this 2246-nucleotide messenger RNA. Its product is annotated as protein abrupt-like. Gene Ontology annotation, molecular function: protein binding. Lineage: Eukaryota; Metazoa; Arthropoda; Insecta; Hymenoptera; Vespidae. The transcript has a single exon. The record is from RefSeq and is a predicted model, not a curated record. Gene Ontology annotation, cellular component: nucleus. Gene Ontology annotation, biological process: regulation of transcription by RNA polymerase II. The coding region runs from base 903 to 2042 and encodes 379 amino acids.